GCAAGCUGUCAUUGAUAAAUGUUGCUGCAUGCUGGUCUAAUCUGGAUGAACUACAUGAACAUUAUGUGAUCAACAUUUAAAGAAAAUGGCGGGCUAGGAGCAGACAUGGCGUCUCUUUCUCUGAGGUCUACCAACGUGAGAAAGCUUUUCAACAAACGAGGGCUGGUUUAUACUGUUGUUAUAAACACCACUGCAACAACAUGGGCGCAUUUAGUGUUAAAACGGUAUAUAUUCUGUUUAGAACCUCGGUUAGUUUCAAUAACAAGAUAGAUUAUAUUUUAAAGUUUCUUUCCGGGACAUGAACAAACAAUAAGCUAGUAGUUUAUAGAGGACAAGCUAAUGAGACUUUCAGGUAGUGAGAUAUAUUCCUUCGCUCUGAGUUCCUGCUUCACUACUCACACACACAGCAGAGUGAAGCAGCCGAGUGUUACCCGGAUGGAACUGUCAUGGCCGCCGUCUCUGACCUGCCAGUCUAAAGAGAAAAGAAAGGAUCCAUUAUAAGAUAUGGAGGCUACUCCAGAUGACCUACCAAAAAGCCAUGACCAGAAUGGGGAUGUUGAAAAAGAUGCUUCAGUCAAUGCAUUGCCACCAUCAAAAGAGCUUGCAAAUCAGACAGAAGACACUGCAUAUAAUGACCUUUGUGUCCAAGAUGAAACACAGUCUGGGGAGUCAGGUAUUGAUAACUCUCACAUAGAGAGCAAGGCCUCAGAGAAAUCACCAUGUAAGCUCCAACAGGGUGCUAUUUUCUCUGGAAAAAUACUCAGUUUUUGCUGCUCUGAAUGCAAAGGUGAUACCACUUACAGCCCAAAUGACUUGCUGAAACAUUUUCAAGGGGCUCACAUAGGAACGCUUCCAACAUAUCCUUGUGAUCUUUGUACCUUUGUUACCAACGAGUUCUCAUCUCUCCAAAGACAUCGCAUUGGACAUCGAGACACUUUGGUCACUUGUGAGAUCUGCAACGAUGGAGUCCAAUACUCUCUACUCUUGCUCACCAGGCAUUUCAUUAUGUGCCAUAGCUGUAAUGGACUGUUUCGCUGUAAGAAAUGUGAGUUCUCAACCAGAGAUGCAGGCACUUUUGUUCAGCACAUUCAUCAUCACAAUGAGGGCAGCCACAAAUGUGUCAAGUGUCCAUCCAUGAGUCCCACACAAGGGAAGGUCUACUCUGGGAAAGUCCUCUCUGGGACAUUCCCUUUCACAUGUCACUUGUGUGGUUAUGGUGCUGCCCGGCGGGAGUAUCUAAGUAAGCAUAUGACUGUGGCUCAUGGAGAUGAAAUGGAUAGAACAAACAGAUGGCGGUCAAUCGAGGACAAUUCUAGAGUAAAUUCUCCAGGACUGAAGCUGCUGCUUAAAAAGAGUCCUCCUGCUGGAGGAUCCAGGGAAACACAGUGGAUGUCAAAGCUAAAUUCUUACCCUGGAGUAGGUCUGCUUGACCACAGUGGCAGAUUGUUUAAUCCUGAGAAAACAUUGGAGGAAACGCAACAAUUUCUUGAAAGAGCUGUGGGUGUGAAGAAGGAGAGUAACAAGUGGAGUAAAGGUCCACUAAAGAGCGAGCCACAGUGUUCUUACCCAGUCACAUCAACUACAACACAGCCAAAGAUACAAGAAAAUGAACUCAGUGCUGGAUCUGGUAUUCUAGAUCCAGGCAACAGCAAUGGGUUGACUGUUCUUAUGGUCAAAAAUAAAAUCUCGAUCCCCCCUAACUGUACCACAAAAGUAAUGGGCUUUAAGAUGGUAGAUGGUAAAAAGCAUUUAGUUUUAAAAGUCAUACCAACAAAACAGGAACAUACCACCAAAAAUGACAUGUCACCCACAAAUAUUGUUGAAGAUGAUGAAAAGACUGGUAGCUCCCCCUACUCCUCACUGUCUGAAAGAUCAGGAUCUCUUCUCAGUUUAGAUUCUGGGACAAACAAAGAUGUAUCUGCCUCAGUAAAAAUACACAUGACACAUGAUGUAGAAAAUCACAGUGGGGAACAGUCACCUUUGUUAGAUGAGCAUGAAGCAAAUUCAAACCAGACUGACGAUGAAGUUCUUGAGAUAUCUGGAACAUCUGUUGUCAAGGCUUCAGCCUCCCAUCGUGCCGACUUGUCAACAAUAAACAAAGAGGCAGAUUUUUUUGAAAACUUGUGCAGUGGUUCAGGUUCAGUAAAAAAGUCAUCACAUCAUGAUCAUGAGCAUUGUCCACUUCAUGACCAAUCCUCGGCUGAGGAGUCCAUAUCUACACAUUCAACUGCUAACUCAGCUGAGAUCUCGCACACAGACCAAACCAAAGUAAAAUUAGCUCUGUUAGAAGCGCUUGCUGAACACACCACAGAUGUAAAUUCAUGUACUGAUGAUCUGUCUUCAUCAAAAUCAACGGCAGGUGACCGCACUCUUCCUGAGAUUUCAGUAUCUGCAAGUGAUGCCACGCUGGAAGAUGACGCCACUACCCCUUCUGUCUCAGUUGAGUCUCAUGCUAAUGUAGUGAUGAGUAAAAGUUUGGAAUCCACUGAAGAUCAUGGUGCAGAGCAGAGUUCAACUAAAAUUCCACUCCCCACUUUAGCAGCUGAAGAGAAAGAGACCGCUGUUGAUGAUGGUGAGACUUCAUUAUCUGAGAAUGCAGCAACUCCAACCCCCUUUCCUAAUUUAUUGAAUGGUAAGAACUCUCUGCCUAGUUCAGUCACUGAUUCCUCUCCCAGAAAGAAGUUACUCACAGAUAAUCCCUCAGAUUCAGAUACAAACCCACUGAAUAAAACAACUGCUAAUGAUUCUUCUGAUGCCAAAGUUGGUGUCACAGAAGUUGACACUGUUUUGCAAAAUUCCCCAAAUCAGGAGGUUUUUAGUUUUCACAAUUACUCUAAAGAGACUUUUGGCAGUUCCCCUGAUUUUCUGGAUGCUGAUGAACAUUCCCAAGAGGACUUGGAGGAGGACGAGUGUGAGGAAGAUUUUGAUGAACUCAAACUGGCUUCAGAUUGGAGUUUAACACUACCUGACUCUCCACCUCUUGUGGAUGAACAGUCUGAAGAUUAUGUAGGAAGUGGGGAAGAAAGCAGUGCAUGUGUCCAUGAUAUGGCUUCUACCAGUGAGAAUCAAACAUUAGAACGAGUGUCAGAUAGCGACAUAGAGGUCGAUGAGUGCGUAGCUACUGUUGAUGAUUUAGCCAUUCCAGUGAUGUCGGAGACUGACAAGGGAGCAUGUUUGUUAGAGUCAGAAAAUAAAGAAGAGGAUUUUAUGUCUUCUAUGGAUGAGGGUGGUCCCGCAACUUUGAGUAAUGCUGCUGUUUUGGGCAAGAUACUUGAAGAGCAUUCAGAUGCUAUCAUCAGCCAGCAGCUUGAGAAAGAAAGGAUGGUAUCCUCAGCUAUGUUGCAGGAUACUAAUCGACCUACAAAAACAACGCUUCGUAUCCUGCAGAUGCCUGAGGGAAAGAAGCAGAUGUUCCUUCAGACUACGGAGACUCCAUAUGUUGUGCCUGUCCAGCUCACAAGUGGCCAAGGCUUUAAGCUUAUUACGAAGUCCUGUGCUUCCAAAGUUAAUGUGUCAUAUGUUAAGCCAGGAAUUGAAAUGGCUAGCAAAGGUUCAGGAAUGUCUCUCACACUUAAUGGAGGCAGAAUUGGGAUGUCAGCUCAAAGUUUAAGUGGAGAGGGCAAAGGUCAGGCAUCACUCCUGCAAACAGUGAGCAGCAAUGGAGGCCGCUAUUUUGUCAGUGCUUCUGCCCUGAAAGGACCUCUUCUCUUAUCAGGUACUGUUAAGUCGCCCUCAGAACAGACGAUAAAAACGCAACCAAUGUGUUAUUUAGUUCAACGGCCACUUCCUGUUUCCCCAAGUACUGAGUCAACUGGUUCGACCUCAAAGACAGUCCUGACCACUCGCCCGGUAUUGGCUAUGCCUGUGAAAUCAGCGGAUAAUGCGGCUCCCUUGCAAACUGGACGGCAAGCAUACUUGGUUAGGUAUAUCUCGCCAGCCAAGUCAGGGAUACUGGUAAAUAGUUCAAAUGAGAAGGGAGCAAACCAGGGCAGCCAAGCAAAUGAAGGAGGCAAAAGCAGGGUUUUCCUCAAAAUAGUUAGAAGUCCUAAUGGCACCAGGUUCCUCUCCACUACUCCAUACACAUCAGCCAAAAAGCCACUUUAUGUGGCCACAAGUUCUCUGCAGUCACCUUACUUAUUGAUGUCUUCAGAUUGGUCAGCAGGACUGAAAACCUCCAACAGUGCUCAUAGUCCCACUCAUAAAUUCAUCUCAGCAAAGCUUAAACACAUUUUCCCCCAAUCAGAUAUUCACAGUCAGAACCAAGUUGGGGAUGGCAUAGUAAUGCAGAAAUCAUCGUUUUUGCCCAUGCAUACCCGUCCACGGAGCCAACGGAAAAGAAGGAGAAGGAUCUUGUUUGAGGAAUCUUUGGAGACCUCUCCUAAAACUAGAAGAAUGUCAAGCAAGACCCUUGCUCAGAAAGAGGUCUCCUCGUUUUCUGAGCCAAUGGCAAAAGAUGUUGAGAGAACACUUAGACUUUCUCCCUUCAGCCCAUUUCAAGAGAUCAAAUGUCCUCGUCAAAACCAGCCAGUAGUGGUGCUAAACCACCCCGAUGCUGAUAUUCCUGAGGUGACAAACAUUAUGAAGUCAGUUAACAGAUACAAAGGUGAAGUUAUCAAGGUGGCAUUGUCCAAGAACACAGUCAGAGCCCUGUCUGAGUGGAGCUUCAUUGGUCCAAAUGGUACACUGUCAAACACUCCUGGUAUCAGUGCAGGGUCAAGAGUCCGGCCAUCAGGGAACAAUGUUAGAGAGCGAUUUAUCUUAAGACUGAAGUUAAAAAAGACAAGAAGAAACAAAUAUGAGGUAGUGAGGUUGUCCUCCAGCAGAGGUUCGGAGCAAAUGCCAACGUUUAGUUGUUGGUUUUGUGGCCGAGUGUUUAACAAUCAAGAAGAGUGGAUUGGCCAUGGACAGCGGCAUCUCAUGGAGGCUACAAGAGACUGGAAUAAACUGUUCUAAUGUAAAAACAUAGCUCCUGGAUUGGGUCAGAAACCGUCCUCUAAUGUAGAAAUGUUCUUAC
This is a messenger RNA of Ictalurus furcatus (blue catfish), 5014 nucleotides long. RefSeq names its product zinc finger protein 518A. Gene Ontology annotation, biological process: regulation of transcription by RNA polymerase II. The transcript has 2 exons. The coding region runs from base 505 to 4953 and encodes 1482 amino acids. The record is from RefSeq and is a predicted model, not a curated record. Lineage: Eukaryota; Metazoa; Chordata; Actinopteri; Siluriformes; Ictaluridae. Gene Ontology annotation, cellular component: nucleus. Gene Ontology annotation, molecular function: RNA polymerase II transcription regulatory region sequence-specific DNA binding; DNA-binding transcription factor activity, RNA polymerase II-specific.